Molecule: messenger RNA, 864 nt
Organism: Darwinula stevensoni
Lineage: Eukaryota; Metazoa; Arthropoda; Ostracoda; Podocopida; Darwinulidae
Source: the annotation of a GenBank genome assembly
AUGAAUCAGUCAGAGGUGGAUCAUCCCAAGUCGGAUAAUGAGGAGACAAUGACCACUCCAAGUGCAGCCGAAGAGGUAGAAAAGCAGCAGCAGCAGCUGUGGAAUAUAUUGACCGUGGAGAAGAAGACAAAAGAUCUUGAGGAGCAGCUAAAGACGGCGGAGAAUGCAUACAGAAAUGCAGAGCGAGAAAAACAGAAGCUCGAGAGAGAGCUCACCACGAUGAAGAUAGAGCUCACAGAAGGCAGAGAUCAGAUAAAAAAGCUGCAGCAGGAGUUGUUAAUUAAGGAGAAGAAAGCAAAAGACCUCGAGGAGCAGCUCAAGAGGGAGCACAAUGAGUAUGGAGAGACGGAGGAAAAAAACAGCACCAUUGAGAGACAGCUCGAUGACAGCAGUAAUCAGGUUGCUGAGUUGCGUCCACAUUUGACCAUUCUUGAGGGGAAGUCCGUACAAGUCGGUGCAGGGAACACAGAAACAGCCAUCCCAACUCUGACGCCGAGGCAAGAUGAAGCAGUCUUUCAGCAAUCACAGACGACUCAGGAGAAGCUGAAAUGCCGAACUAAGAUCACCACAUGGAAUGAAUUGAUCGCCUUCAUUAAGGAGAACCAGCAGAGCAACCUCGUCAUCAUUCAUGUCUAUUCGCACAAAAGCAAUGAGAAAAUUGAAGCGGAUGAGAUCGAGAGAUCAAUUGUUGAAAGAAUUAUUAUUAUUGUCAGGUCACGAAUCCCGAUAUUCAAAGGUACCCCAAAGCUAUCACCCGAUGCAAAUCGUGGGAGAGACAAAGGAGUAACAGCCCUCGCCGGUUCACGGAAAGAAGAUUCCUUGGGAAGGGAUGGAUUUGAUGAAAUUGCUGAAAAAAUUCGCUGA